This is a messenger RNA of Saccostrea echinata, 1409 nucleotides long. RefSeq lists its product as uncharacterized. The record is from RefSeq and is a predicted model, not a curated record. The transcript is spliced from 5 exons. Lineage: Eukaryota; Metazoa; Mollusca; Bivalvia; Ostreida; Ostreidae. The coding region runs from base 33 to 1247 and encodes 404 amino acids.
CAGCUUCGUCUCCUGGCAGCUACACGACAGUGAUGGCCUAUACAACAGAAAGAACGGGGACAACAACAGCGACUGAUCACGUCACAACUGGGAUAACCACAAGAAUCCAACAAAGAAAUUUAACAACAGAUCCUGAUGUACUUGGGUCUGGUAACAACAACGACAACAACAAAGACGGUCAUAAACCAUUUGUGAAAUCACAAUUACCUACCGCUGCAGUCUUGGGUGGAAUUGUCUUUCUAAUAGUGAUAUGCAUAGUGGUUGUCUUUGUGUAUCGGAAAAAUCGUCAAAGGAAGUACAAACAAAGAAACAAGAGACCGGAGGAGGAGAUUGGAUUUAUGGACGCGGACGCAGACAACAGAAGAAGUGACAUAGCGAUGCAGUUAUUACAGGUCAAUGACCCCUCCUUCUUCGAGAUAGAGGAGGCCACUCAAAACGCUAAAUUACAGGAACUACAGGGCCAGAACGAUCUUAACCUCAUGGAGAUCAUAAACGGAUCUGGGGUCAAAGAAAACAACAUCCAGGGUGAGAAGCAUGACAUUGCACCAAAUGGUGAAAGUGAGGGUCAAAUCAGUGUGCCUGCAAUAUCUGGCUAUACAGUUAAGGAAAAUAAAGAAGCUAGGUCUUCGAAAUCAAGCAUCAAUGACAGUUCGAUUGACGAAAUGAAAAAUGCAAAUUCAUCUAAUAUAAGUGCCCCUGGUAGUACUGGAAAGGGAAAGAAGACUGAACUACAAUCAAGUUUGAACGGUGCCACUAGUAGUUCUGGAAAUGAUGUUAAAGCCGGAAGAUCAUCCAACAUACCUGUGUCUAGUGCUGAAUCUGACAGUCACUACAAAGCAAAAAGAGCUCAUUCUUUACAGUUGUCCAAUGUACGAACAUCACAUGCCGAAAAAUCCAGGCAGCGCCAAAGUGAAAUAGUUGGCAAUCCUAACCGCAAAAGUGAAACUAAAGUUGAUACUCAAGAUACGCAAAAUUCAAGCAUGGAAAGCCGCGUGGAGCAACGACUGAAACAGCGGCAGUCUGCGCGGUCAAGUGGUGGUAACCUUACAGACAAAAGAACAAGUGAAAAAUUAAGUCAUAGUAAACCAUCACAACCCCCGAUAGGUGGUGGUGUCGCGCCGGAAGUCGCACAAACCGCCAGUGCGAGGAGCAGUAAACAUUCUUCCGGCGGAUAUGACGAAGCUUUAAAACAGCUGAAACAUGUUGACAGUGAUCCCAAUUUAACUGAAGGUCACAGUACUAAAUGAAGCAAAUAAUCAUUUACAUCAUUAGUUACAAUUUGCAGGGUAAUUAAAUAAGUGACCGGUGUCUGGUUAUUAGACUAAAAGCAUAAAUCAAUAUUCAAAUAUUCAAAUGACGUUUGUAUUUUUCGUAAAUAAUAAUAAUAAAAAAAAAUCAGCGAAAGACAU